This is a messenger RNA of Branchiostoma belcheri (Belcher's lancelet), 1134 nucleotides long. RefSeq lists its product as uncharacterized. NCBI's taxonomy places the organism in Eukaryota, Metazoa, Chordata, Leptocardii, Amphioxiformes, Branchiostomatidae. The transcript has 3 exons. The record is from RefSeq and is a predicted model, not a curated record. The coding region runs from base 482 to 1054 and encodes 190 amino acids.
CGUACUACGUCAUCGUGACGUCACAGGGACGGGCGGGCGACCAUCAAUUACCCGCAUUUACCCGCUGCGAGUACCGAGUAUGGGCGGGAAUACAGCGCCUAUCGUACGGGAGAAUCAAUACUCGUGCACAUGCUUGAGUAACUAAUAUACAUGGAAACUGUGCGCUCAUAAAUACCCGCAAUCCGCCUUUGGGACUCAAUGGACAUCGGAACAGGACUGAAAAUCUACCACCAUGCACGAGAACGAAGAGCCGUUGGGUACCCGAGGUACGGAAACGCUUGGGCGUAACACCACUUCCAAACAGGCCGGUGUGUUGACGGCACACAGGGGCCUGCGAUACGGGCAGCGUACCGACCAGGAUCGGGCUUAAUCCAGAGGAUUAAACAAUGGUACGGACAGUUCAUUUUUGUAGUUUAAGCUACUAGUGAUGCACAUAUGUAUAUAAACUGCAGUGCUGAAUGUUGUGAAGACUGAAGGGAGCAUGUCAGUGAAACAUUUUAGCUUAUGGCUCGUUGCCAUUUCUGUUGUCUUGGCGACGAACGUUACGAGAGAAGCAAGCGGUGGCCGAAUCCCAAAAAGGACUGCGAGCAUCGACAGUCUUCUACAAUCCCUGGAUAACAAACAAGUGCAGUUUGAAGGGCUGAUGAACCGGCUGGAGGAGCAGCUCAACAUCAGUAUCAACAGAACAGAUGAGAGUACUACAGCUGCAGCAGAUGGAGCGAUGCGACCCCGCUCUACCAGUCACGACAUCCGGGAGCUGCUCAACAGCCUGGCGGAGAAACAGGACCAGUUCGAGGAUCUUCUGUGGAGGCUGGAGCUUCUACUGGAUUCUGACGAAAUAGAAGACAUGCCACAAAACGUGACGUCGUCAUAUCUGAACGACACCUCUGGCUUCAUGCCCGGGAACUUAACGGAAGCGGAAGUGAGGUCAACCGGAGAGCAUGACCCCGUGACAAAGACAAUGGUAACCAUGGUGAUUUUCAUCAGUUUGAUCGUGUACGCCAUGAUCAUCAAAGGGAUUCUCUUCUGCAAGGAACUUCAGAAACACUGGUGAAAAAGUGCUGUGAUAAAUCGAUUGUUAUCAUAAGAAUUAUAACAAACCAAAUUGUUUAUCGCAUUUUUGUGUGCGGACAU